This is a messenger RNA of Macroventuria anomochaeta, 456 nucleotides long. RefSeq lists its product as uncharacterized. Lineage: Eukaryota; Fungi; Ascomycota; Dothideomycetes; Pleosporales; Didymellaceae. The transcript has 2 exons. Bases 1 to 456 code for a protein of 151 amino acids. The record is from RefSeq and is a predicted model, not a curated record.
AUGAAGGUGGUACAUCCGCUUUUGCGCCUGGCACUGAAGGGAACGUCUACUCUGAAAGUGGAUAGCGUGCAAACUCAGACGAUCAAUCCUGACGUACUACCGAUCACGCACAAUAAUUAUCAAGUUCAAAACAAGGUUGACUUUACCUUCUCUUUCCAUCGCAACACACCGGAAGCUUCUGAUCUCUAUACCAGACUUGGUCUUGCUGGUUUGGCCGAAACACUCGGUCAGACAACGGACGCAAACACAAAGCGACUAGCUCUGUUCUCUGGUAUCGCAGUGAAACAAGGAAACGGUGGGAAGGAUGAGGCACUUGUGCAUCUACCGAUAUGGCUAGCUGCUGGGCUAGAAAAUAUAAGGCGAUUGGGUGAUAUGGCCCAGGAGCGGCCGUACACGGCAGGAGAGCUCAAACCAACGGUUGGCUGGACAGUCGUUGGGCAUGAUUGGCACACCUAA